CAGGAAAAUGAUUUUUUCUCGUAAUUUUGCGUCUUAAUCAAUAUUUCUUAUUGAAAUUGUGUGACAAAACAGAGUAAAAGUGGCGUUUGCAACAGAUCCUCUAUCUUUUGAACGUUAUUUUCUUCAGCAAAACAAGAUGCAGACGAUCGACGAUCAACCAUACCCGUUGUUAGUGGGCACCGAGGUCUCUGCCAAAUACAAAGGAGCCUUUUGCGAGGCCAAAGUACGUAAAGUUGUACGUAACAUAAAAUGCAAAGUCGCCUACAAGCAGGGACUCGGUUCAGGUACUGUGGGCGACGACAUGAUACGGGGUCAAAUUCGCAUGGGAGCAACUGUCGAAGUCAAACAUCCCGAUCGGAAGGAAUAUGUCGAAGCAACUAUCACAAAAAUCCAAGAUAUUUCGCAAUAUACGGUUGUUUUCGAUGACGGCGAUAUUACGACGCUGCGAAGAACAGCACUUUGCUUGAAAAGCGGGCGACAUUUUAACGAAAUGACGUUAGAUGAGUUACCAUUGACGAAUCCAGAGCAUUUUGGAAAUCCCGUUGUUGGAGUUGGGCGUCGCGGAAGACGUUCGGGAAGACAUAUGCAAGACGACAGCUCGGAAGAGGAAGAUGACGAGCCUCCCGUAAAGAAAAAGGUACAAGAAAAGGAGGCAAAUAUCGGAAAAGUUAUUUGUGUUGAAAUGUCAGAGACGAAAAAGAAGUCUUCGAAGGAAAAUUGGUUCCCUGCUCUCGUUGUAGCGCCAACAGCACAAGAAACUGUCAAGAUAAAAGUUAAAGAUGAAUAUCUCGUGCGUUCUUUCAAAGAUGGGCGUUAUUAUACAGUGCCGAAAAAAGAAGCGCAAGACUUUACCCGCGAACUUGCCGCUUCAGAAAAAAAUCCUGCCGUCAUUUCUGCUCUUGAAUUCUUGGAUAAAGAUCAACUUCCGCCUCAUUGGGAUCGUGACGUGCUAUUUGGAUCAACUGACGGCUCAAGUGACACAGAUCCCGAUUACGAGAGUGACAGUUCAACGGAUGAACCUUCGGAGGAAAAAGAUCAUUUUGUCGCCCAAUUAUACAAAUUUAUGGAUGAUCGCGGAACUCCUUUGAACAAAGGUCCUUCAAUUACGAAUCGAGAUGUCGAUUUGUAUCGUUUAUUCCGCACGGUACAAAAAUUAGGCGGUUAUAACAAAGUAACGACCCAAAAUCAAUGGAAAGCAAUUGCAAUUCGUUUGGGAUUUGCACCCGCAACGGCAAGCAUCACAAAUUUGGUGAAACAAGCUUAUAAGAAAUUCUUGCAUGCCUUUGAGGAAUUCAAUCGUAAGCUUGGAUGUACGAUGAUAACAACGCCUCGAAAUCGACCAACGAAGGGAAGAAGUUUAGUAAGAGCCAGUUCUGUCGCAAGCCCGAAACCUAAAGAGGAAAAUGUGAAAGAAAAUGUCUCAAAAACGACGCCAAGUGCUUCAACAUCUGCAGCAACGAGUGUUCCGACGACGAUAAAUGUGAAGCAAGAAGAAGAAGAAGUCGCGAAUGAAAGCGGAGGAGAACAAAAAGUGAAACACAGCAGCAAAAAACUCGGAAAAGUUCGAAAUUUGGUCGAUAAAUUUGAGGAAAAGAAGGAUUUGAGUGAGAAAGAAGACGAACCUCGUCCGACAAAGGAGAAGGAAAGCGGUAAAGAUAGCGGAAAUGAAAAAGAACGCAAAAAAGAUAAACCUCCAAGUAAGAAAACUCCAUUGCCGGAUGAUAAGAGACAAAGUGUUCGAAAACGCAAAGAUAGCGAAACAUCGUUGAAAAAAGAACCCGAAGCAAUUGCUCCCGGAACAUCGAAGCCAAAUGCUAAUUCAACCUUCAAAAUCGACAUUGGCGACAAACUCAAAGUUUUCUAUCACGAACAAAAAGUCACGUACGAAGCAAAAGUGUUGGAAAUUCAAAAGCAAGACGGAGAAAAUGUCUAUUUGGUACAUUACACGGGCUGGAAUACGCGAUACGACGAAUGGGUUCGUCGAGAUCGUAUCGCCGAAAAUCUCACAAAUGCCAAACAAUCCAAAAAAGGCAACAAAUCAUCACAAAAACCAACGAAUCAAGGCACAAGUCCCGCUGCGCCGCCGCCAUCUGCGGGAAAUAAUGCUGUAGGUCCAAAAUCCGCGAAACGCAAUCGUGUCGGAUCAAAAGGCGAACGAUCAACAACUCCCUUACCGGGGUCAGGAAAGAGCCCAAUGACACCCGUUUCGCGACGUGUUGGCACACGAGGCAGUAGUGCACGACGAACAUCGAAUAAUACGGAUAUUUCGAGCAUUCAAACGGAUUCCGACACAGAUUCGGAUGAACCUAUCAAAAAAAGUGCGCAACGAAGUACUUCGUCGUCAGCAGCUUCGACAACAAAAGCAAUCGCUUCCGACAAAUCUAACGUCACAGAAUCAUCAGAUGAGUUUUCGAAUGGAACAAAGGGACGAGAUUAUGAUUUGAAUCAAAUUCGUUCAGAAUUGAAGGGAUUUAAAGAUUUGAAAAGUGGAUCUCCCGCAGCUUUGGAAAGUCUUGGGAUUACUUCAGAAGUUGUGAUUAAAGUUAAGAACGAAGAUAUCUCGAAUUUGUCAACGAAGAGCAAUUUAUCGACAGCUUCUACCUCGGCGACAAAGUUUUCGGGUGUUUCAUCCGAUUCUGAGGAAUUUGGAGACGGCGAUGAUUCACAAUCUUCAGCAAAAACAUUCGGAUCUGAUUCGUUGAAAACUCUUCAAACGAAACUCAUUGCAGAAAAAUCUUCGAACGAACAAAAAAGCUUUGGAAAACUCGAAAAAUCAAGUCCAGCUCCAUCUCCUGUCGCAAAACAAACAGAAAAGAAGGAAACCAAGACACCAUCGAAAGCUGCAAAAGCAAAACAAACUGAUAAAAAAUCCGAAAAAACUCCCGCGAAAAAUACGGAUAAAAAAUCUUCGCCAUCGCCGCAACAAUCCGCAUCGAGUAACAUUGAAAAAUCCAUCCCACGAAGCGUCAUCGAGAAAAGUACCGCAAAAACUGUCUUGGAAAAGUCAAAAUCUCCCAUUUUGGAGUUGCAAGGAAUGAAAGAUGCGAAAAAAGAAGAAACUUCGGACAUCUACGAGUUUAAAGAACCCGAACCGUUCGAAUUUGAAAGUGCAGCCAGUAGCAGAAAGCAUUUGUCAGACAUGGAAACUGAGAAAAAAACAAAGAAACGCACGAUUUCAGGCACUUCUGCGACAGAUGAGUCUCCAACGCGUGAACAAUCGAGUCCCGCAUCAAGUAAAAAAGUUAAAAAAUCUCCCAUGAAAGCGGAUUCAACGAAAGUAAAGGACGAGGAAAUCGCUUCAAGUUCGAGUUUUGCAUCAGAAAGUGUCGAAUCUGCCUUCGAUGCGUUACGAAAAUCGCCGAGCUUCAAACCGAUCGGAAAAAUGGAUGAAUACGAUGCGCCUGGAAGUCCCAAAUUGAUCAACAAAUCCGUUUUUAUGAACACAAAUUUGGAGUCUUCGCCCGAAUGCAUAUUGAAAAGUGAAAAAAUUGGCGUAUUACGAGGCUUGGGAAGUGUAAAGGACGAACAAAAGCAUAAAAUAUCAGAAUUGGAGUCUGUGAAGAAGAUUUUGACAGAUCCGAUGUACGAACCUCCCAAAGUAGAGAAACCUUGUUCGAUUGCAGACAAACUUUUGAACGUUUUAAGUCAAAAAUCGAAUGUUGAAUCGGAAUCUAAGCCUGAAAAAAAGAUUGGCGACUCUCCGUUGACUUUUAUCUCGAAGAAACCCGAAAUGCUGAAGUCGUCGUUGGCGUCAAUUGCGCAUUUAGGAGAUCCUCCGAAGAUAGAUACGAGUCAUUUCAUCCCAAUCAAGUCCUCAUCACAAGACACAAAAGUCGAUAUUUUGGAGUCAAUUUCCCCGAAGAACAAUGAAUUGAGUGAAACAAUCCAAAAAUUGGAAAGUGUCAUUCAGAAAAGUUCUGCGGCUCAAGCUGCUUCUACAACGACCCAAACUCCCCAAAAUCGAUACGAAGAAGAGUCUGACGACAGUACUGAUUCAGAACAAAGUCGUUUAGUGAUCGAAGAUGAAAGUCAAUCUUCAGAAUUUUUGCAAACUGAUGACUUGAACGACAUCAAGACGAACGUAAUAAUGAAGCAAGACAAACAUGUCAACCCGAAAUUCCUUCAAGAGUCCUUCCAAGAGUCGAAACUCAUCCAACGUCAAUACGAAAGCAGUAAUUUGGUGAAAAUUUCUGACGAGCCAACAACAAAAACUGUCGAAAAAACAACAACUGCUGAAGGAGAAACGCCCAACGAGCCAAUUUCGAUGCUUUUGUGUGAAGAAACUAUCCCCGGAAGUCCCGCUUCGAGCGGAAUUAAAGAUGCAACAGACACAAACACGAGAAAAGUUUAUGCAGAUUCAGGAUUUUUGGUUCCUGCUUCAUUGGGAGAGCGAGAUGACAUUGAUCCAAACGACUAUUCAGGCAAAAAAGGCACUCAAACAGCUGAAAAUUCGCCCCGAGGAAGUUAUAGUCAAGAUGAUAGCAAAUCUGAUAGCGAAAGAAUGACACAAGAUGAGUAUUCAGGCAAGAAACGUACGAAGAGACAACGAAAAUCAAGUGAGACAGAAACAUCUGCUAAGAAACGUCGGGGACGUACAAAUGCUGCUAACACAAGAAAUAACGCAGGCACAGAUAGCGAAGACAAUUCAGAUAUCGCUCCUCAUCGUUCAGUGCCCAUGCAAAAUAUUUCAAACACGUGUAACAUUGCAGGACGAUCUCUCAAACCAUCGCAGUACAAUUUCUUGGUUCAAUUAGAUCCCGCCCUUAGCAGUAAUCAACGUAUCUCAAUACUCCGCAAAAAAAUUCAAGAUUUGCAAAAAACUUAUAACAACAUCAAAUCCGAGCUCGCCAGCAUCGAGAGACGUCGUAAAAAGUUACGACGACGCGAACGAGAAAACAAAAAGAAUGAAAAAGCAAAAGCAAGUAGUUAAAAAAAAUGCAAUUUCACGUCUCUGGCAGGCUCGACAGACACGAUUGUGAGGCAAUUUGUUUAAAUUUUUCAAAAGUUUUUUAGAUGUGACAUGAAAUUAGUUGGAAAUUUACUUUUCUUUUUAGUAUUAAUGAGAAUUUUAUAACAAAAAAAAAAUAAUGUUUAAGGCAUUUAACGUAUUUUGGCAUCAACUUAUGAGUUAAGGACCUUUUUUAAAAAUAGAAAUAAAAAGAAU
Molecule: messenger RNA, 5164 nt
Organism: Culicoides brevitarsis
Lineage: Eukaryota; Metazoa; Arthropoda; Insecta; Diptera; Ceratopogonidae
Gene: htk
Product: AT-rich interactive domain-containing protein 4B
Exons: 5
Coding region: 137-4930 (1597 amino acids)
Biological process (GO): regulation of transcription by RNA polymerase II
Cellular component (GO): nucleus
Molecular function (GO): transcription cis-regulatory region binding
Source: RefSeq, a predicted model, not a curated record